Molecule: messenger RNA, 2238 nt
Organism: Morus notabilis
Lineage: Eukaryota; Viridiplantae; Streptophyta; Magnoliopsida; Rosales; Moraceae
Exons: 11
Coding region: 179-1975 (598 amino acids)
Source: RefSeq, a predicted model, not a curated record
UCUAUGUAUAUAUAAAUAACCAUGAACAUACAUUGACAUAAUAAUUAUUAAUCUCCAGGCAUUUUUGCCUGCCUUUGUCUCUCCUCCAUUUCCCAUUUUUCCAGCUUUCAAGUUUCCCGCUCUCUUUUUCUUCAUGUUAUUUCCUUUUCAUUUUACCGGAAAGUAAAAGGGAAAGAAAAUGAAUAGUACCAGAGCCCGCAGCACCAGUCUUCAGGCCAUGAAAGCUGCUUCAAAUCAUGAUAAAAAGGAGAAGAUGGAGACCCGGAUCAUUGGCAGAGUCAUGCGUUCUGAGAAAACAGUGGCGAAUAGGCGUCGAUCAAACAGGGAAAGGAAAAUGGCCUUGCUUCAAGAUGUUGAUAAGUUGAAGAAGAAGCUUAGACAUGAAGAGAAUGUUCAUAGAGCAUUAGAAAGAGCUUUUACUAGACCUCUAGGAGCCUUACCUCGUCUUCCUCCUUAUCUUCCUUCAUAUACAUUAGAACUUCUUGCUGAAGUGGCUGUGUUAGAAGAGGAGGUCGUUAGGCUUGAAGAACAGGUUGUGAAUUUUAGGCAAGGUUUGUAUCAAGAAGCCGUGUAUGUGUCAUCCAAGAGGAAUGUGGAAACUUCGAAUGAUUCGAUGGACCAAACUCCGGUGAAAAUCACUAAACAUCAACGGUCGAAAUCUUUGCCCCAAUUCGAGCUUAAUUCCGCAACUAGUUCAUCAGCCACAAAGUCUCAACCUUCUCUUGCUAGAACUACUUCGAGUAGAAGGCUACUUCCCAGUGAUGCAAUCUCAGUCAGAACUGGGAAUUGUUCCACUAGACAAGUUAAUGGAAGACAAACUCCGAGAAAACCCGAGACAUCUUCUUCGCCCUCUGAAGAUUCACGGGGAAAAGAGAAUCGGUUGUGGACAAAUUUCGUCAAGGCGUCCCCUGAAAAGAAAAAUUCCAAAGUGGUGACUCCAUUGAAGAAACCUCCAAUCAAGCAUGAACAAAAGGACAAGACCCCAGAUUCGUUGAAAGUACAGCUAGAAAGCAGACUGGUAGACCAUGAAAGAGCACAGGAGAGUUGUUCUGGAUCACCGGAUAGCAAAGUACUUGAAGCUGAUUGCUCACCUAAUAAAGUCUCUGAGGAUAUUGUCAAGUGCUUGUCAAACAUUUUGCUGAGAAUGAGUACAUUAAAGGAUAGAGAGACAGAGUUUCGAGAUCCUUACGGAAUAUGCUUGGAGUUCAGAAAUGCAGAUAUUGGCCCUUACAAGCAUCUAUGUGCUAUUGAUGCUACUUCAAUUGAUAUCAGCCGUACAACAAGUGCAUUGUUUCUGAUGCACAGACUCAAGUUCCUACUCGGAAAGCUUGCCUCUGUGAAUUUGGAGAGUCUUAACCAUCAGCAGAAGCUUGCAUUUUGGAUUAACAUUUAUAAUUCUUGCAUGAUGAAUGCAUUUCUAGAGCAUGGUGUACCAGAGACCCCAGAAAUGGUUGUAUCACUAAUGCAAAAGGCAACAAUAACUGUGGGGGGACACUUGCUGAACGCAAUUACGAUUGAGCAUUUCAUCUUGAGACUGCCUUACCACUUGAAAUUUACCUGUCCAAAAGCUGCGAAAAACGACGAAAUGAGAGCUCGAACCAUAUUUGGAUUGGAGUGGUCUGAGCCGUUGGUCACAUUCGCCCUCUCUUGUGGAAGUUGGUCCUCUCCUGCUGUGAGGGUGUACUCGGCUUCUCAAGUUGAGGAAGAGUUGGAAGCAGCAAAAAGGGACUAUCUACAGGCCACAGUUGGUAUCUCAAGGACAAACAAACUAAUAAUACCAAAACUAUUGGAUUGGUAUCUCCUUGACUUUGCAAAAGAUACGGAAUCAUUGCUUGAUUGGGUGUGCCUUCAACUGCCCAAAGAAGUCAGAAAUGAAGCAGUUAAAUGCCUUGAGAGAAGGGGAAGACAGCCUCUUUCACAGGUGGCACAAACAAUGCCAUAUGACUUCAGCUUCAGGUUGCUAUUACGCCGCUGAAAAAUCUCUUCCAAUCUUUUCUCAUCCUCACUUUCCAUGGCUGUGAACUUUGGAUGCAAUCUUUUUCGCAUACUAGUGUAUAUUUCGACACGAUAAAAAGUACAUAAUCCAGCUCUUUUGAGCAUCUGUGGGCAGUGUUCAUCUCCCAAAAUUGGUUUUGAUGAUUGGUUUGUGAACAUAUAUGGAUUAGGGGAAUAAACGUACUUUGAGGAUGCCAAUGUCUUUCACUUGAAUGAUUUGUAAGACAUUGUAGCUUUUGAAUC